Messenger RNA from Drosophila erecta, 1107 nucleotides. RefSeq names its product brachyurin. Gene Ontology annotation, biological process: proteolysis. Lineage: Eukaryota; Metazoa; Arthropoda; Insecta; Diptera; Drosophilidae. The record is from RefSeq and is a predicted model, not a curated record. Gene Ontology annotation, molecular function: serine-type endopeptidase activity. The transcript has 2 exons. The coding region runs from base 37 to 996 and encodes 319 amino acids.
GGUACGAAAGGGGUUCACGUGUUUAAUGGUGAUAAGAUGAAGCAAUACCAGGCCAUAAGUGCACUCGUCUGCCCACUUCUAUUAUCCACACUGGUGAAAUCAAGUGAGCCUUGGAUGCAUCAUUUUGAGGACCCCAGGGAAGAGUCACCGGAUGAUGAUGAGGCCAUCACGGAAAGACGUUGGCAGCUGGGAUAUGAGAACUUUCGACUUCGCUGCGAGAAAUUCGAGAUGGAGGCAAAUCACAGCUCUUCCGUGAGAACUCGAAUAGCUGGCGGAGAACUGGCCACGCGCGGCAUGUUUCCCCAUCAAGUGGGUCUAGUGAUUCAGCUGAGUGGCGCAGAUCUGGUCAAGUGCGGCGGUUCCCUUAUCACGCUCCAGUUUGUGUUGACUGCAGCCCACUGCCUGACCGACGCCAUAGCAGCCAAGAUCUACACGGGUGGCACCAUAUUUGCGGAUUUGGAUGACUCCGUGGAGGAGUUAGAAGUCACGCAUAGAGAUUUCCUGAUUUAUCCCGAUUUCUUAGGUUUCGGGGGAUAUAAUGACUUGGCCUUGAUACAGCUGCCCAGAAAAGUCAGAAUCUCAGAGCGAGUGCAACCCAUUGAGUUGGCUGGGGAGUUCAUGCAUCAAAACUUUCUGGUGGGCAAAGUGGUGACCCUAUCUGGCUGGGGUUACUUGGGAGAUUCAACCGACCAACGCACUCGAGAUCUGCAGUACUUGGAUGCGGAGGUGAUGGACCAGGAACGCUGUAUCUGCUAUUUCCUGCCAGGCUUGGUUAGCCAGCGGCGUCACCUGUGCACUGAUGGAAGCAAUGGACGAGGUGCCUGCAAUGGCGACUCUGGUGGCCCCGUGGUGUACCACUGGCGCAAUGUCAGCUACCUGAUUGGGGUCACCUCGUUCGGCAGUGCCGAAGGAUGCCAGGUGGGGGGGCCCACUGUCUACGCCAGGAUAACCGCAUAUUUGCCAUGGAUCCGGCAGCAAACGGCAAUGACCAACUAAAUGCAAUUAACGCCUAAUUGCAGCCCAUUAAUUGCUAAACAAUAUAGUCGGUCCAGACAAUAAAACCCAUUUGAGCAGUGAAACCGAAACAGGUUCGUCUGUCGAGCAGGG